AAUUAUUCAAUCCGUCUAUUUGUCAAGCAAAGACAGGUAUUUUUUAAUAUCCGCGUACGUUGUAAAUAAAUCAGCAAGCGAAAUAAAUUCUGACGUGUAAAAGUUCCGAAUCGUUGAGUGAAUAGUAAUUCACAAGUUUCGUGUCAUAAAAAUGGUAUAAUUAUUUUUAACAGCCCACAAAUCUGUAUUCGAUACAAUUACUCGGCUAGACUUCAAGUGUAAUGUUAAUACAAACAACAACAGCUUAAACGAGGUGGCGAUAUAUUCGGCCCUACUCCUAGUCAAAUGGUGUUGUCUUUCGCCAUGACAAGUGCCACUCGCCAGUACUCGUUUUACGUGUAAUUGAUUACGCUACUUCGAGACGAUGAUGCUUCUAGUUCACGAGAGGCGCCCUCCGCCCGUCCAUUACCUACUUUGGCCAUCGGUGGAGUACCGUAUCAAAACCGAUUCCAUUUAUACAUUGGAUUGUUGCUACUGCAUGAAUAUAAACAUAAUGUGCACCGCCGGAAAUAUCGCUAUUUUCAUUGUAGCCCCGCGGUGGUAACUGUUUUUAUCCUCGUCACCCCCUCCAAUUUUUGAUUAUUGUGUACAUUAUACGGUUUUCCCUUAUACGCAGCACACGAUUUUUUUCGCAACCUUUCGCGUCGUCUACACGGGUACUAGACUAUUGGUCGUCGGGGCCACGCCCCUCCGAGGAUCCGUCCCACAGUCUGGGCGGGUUGCGGUACCGGAGUGCUCCGCCACUCGAGUGCGGCCCUCGAGUCCUCUCGUCGACGUCGAGUAGUCCAGUUUCGAGUGACACUAGUUUCGGGUAGUGCUCUACACACGAGAGCCCCCAGAGUUUAUUUAUUUUGCGAUAUUAUUGUUUUUACUUUUUUCCGCGUAAACACAUGUAAUGUACGCGUAACAUCCAAAAAACAAUGUUGACGGCGUGAGUGCUGAUUUCGAACUUUAUCCGGCCAGUGUCCAUAGCGAUCGACGUUGUAUUCCGGGCUGCCGUUUGUUUGUCAAUUCGCGAAAGUGGCUCUCUCGGUGACUGCCGCUUCGUCGGCGGCAUCAGCCGUGUACUCGGAGAGCUCUGGCGACCUACUGCCAGAGCUUAAUAGUGCGGACCUAGCUAUGUCCUUGAGCCCUAAACCGCAUCAUCAUCAUCACCACAAUCAUCACGCAGCGCACACAACACCGUUCUCCGUUACCGAUAUUCUCAGCCCCAUCGAGGAAUACCGCAAACUUGAGCUGUGCGGAUCACCGUCUCCUUAUCAUCGGUCCAGUACAGCCGGCAGUACCGGAGGAAGUGCUUCUGGUAGCCCCGGGGCUAUGUCCGGUAAUAACGGAAACGUGCCAAACGCGGCUCCAGCUGCCGCAAGUUGGCACGUUCAUCCACAAUUUCCAGCACCACCACCACCACCUCCGCAAUAUUGUCAACCGGAUAUGGUUUCUGGCUAUGGUAAUUCGACCACUUGGUAUGGUGCCCCGACAAACGACCCGAGAUUUGCAAUUUCUCGAUUGAUGGGAUCAUCGAACACCUCAAUGAAUGGAAUGACAAACAUGGGAUGCGACUCGAAACCUCCUCUUCAGUUCCCACUCACUCAGAGACGCAAAAGAAGAGUGCUUUUUACACAGGCUCAAGUUUACGAGUUAGAAAGGAGGUUCAAACAGCAAAAAUAUUUAUCGGCACCUGAACGCGAACAUUUAGCUAGUCUUAUCCAUUUGACUCCAACACAGGUAAAAAUAUGGUUUCAAAAUCAUCGAUACAAAUGCAAACGUCAAGCCAAAGAAAAAGCAAUGGCCGAACAAAAUGCCCAAAAUCAGGCUCAAAGUUCUCCGCGUCGAGUAGCCGUACCGGUGUUGGUCAAAGACGGUAAACCCUGUUCGGGCACUUCCGACGGUUCUGGUCAACAAUCGGCACAGGGCGGGGGCAACAACUGUAACGGUCACAGUCCGGUUAUGCAUCAUAGCGGACACGUUGCCGUCGGCGUGCACCCACAUCACCACGGCCAUCACCACCAUCACGGUUCACCGAACAUGGGACAUCAUCAGCAACAACACCAGGCACAGCAUCAGCUAUUGGGCAACACUGCCAUGCCAUACCCGAGACAGAAUGUCGGGCAACAUCACCAUCAACAACAGAAUAUGUCUUAUUUAUCGUUGCAAGGCCGUGCGUGGUGAACCGCAGCCACUACUCCCGUGUUAACUACCAUAUAAGCCGCGGUUUGUUUACAAAGACAAUUAUUGGCAAACCACUCGGGCGCACACGCAGCUGACACAACCGCUGUCCAAAAGACGUUGGACGUAGAAAAAUGAUUUGUCCACCAAUACCGUGUCCUUCCAACAACAAACCUCUCUUAGUUGUGUUUAUCUUCUAGUUUUAUAACUUGUACAUAAAAAAUUACAACUACCUCUAGCACGUUUACUUAAUACUAUGUGGUUGUGAGGAUUUCAUUUGUAAUUCGAACAUGACCUUCAAACACUCACUAAAGCCAAUCUUCGCAUACGACCAAUGCACAUUGCUUACGCGGUUCCCAACGAAUAUUUUAUUUGUACAUUGAAAUAAAUCAGAGUAAUUUAUUUUUAAUUCAAACGGUAUUUAAUGUGCCUGUGAUAGUUUUAUUUUAGCUAUUGAAAAUAAAUUAUUAUUAUUAAAUUUAAUAAAAAUUAUAAAUCUAUGUAUAUAUACUUUAACUGACGCGUGUCGAUAGGAAAAAAAAAACAAUACUAAUAGAAUUUUUUACCGACAUUUUGGACUAGAGUUACACACGCCGAUAUGUUUUAUUGAAAUUAUUCACAUUCGAUAUGGUGUAGCCAACAAUAUUAUUUUUAUGACCAAAGUUGAUACAUUUUACUAAUUUCGUACAUUUUGCUUGCAUGUAAUCAGUGUCCGCUACACACGACUACUCGAUUGUAUAUAAUUAAAGUCCUAAACGGAUUAUGAGUGAUAAGCACAAUGUGAAACAUCGUUGGUCGGGAAACACAAAAGAAAAUUUGUACAAAAGUAGGUAUUCGCAAAAGUGUUAAAUUGUAUUUAAUUGAUUGUGGACUUAAUAAAAGUUCUCUCAAAUGUUAUAUAUUUAUUGAUGUAUAUAAUGUAUUUUGAACGUAGGUGAGAAUUAGCUUAUAAAUAUACUGUAAUAUCAUUUGUUAAUUAAAUAAAAGUAACUUAUAAUUUGUCGAUGGACAUUUAGUGUGGUCAAAAUGCAUUUGUCAAUGUAUACCGUAGGCAUACGAUGUAUCAAGUCGUGAUGAUAUUUUAUUUGAAACGUGUACCUUAGAAUUUUUGUACGUUUUAUCACCGUCUGAAUGUGUUCACCAAGAAACACAUAAAAUAUCACACCCCCUCGAUGUAACUAUUUUGUGAUUUUUUUUUUAUUAUUUAUUUAUAUUGUAAAUAAAAAUAAAAUGUAUAGAUUAUGAAAAAAUAAAU
This is a messenger RNA of Daktulosphaira vitifoliae (grape phylloxera), 3421 nucleotides long. Its product is annotated as homeobox protein Nkx-2.1-like. Gene Ontology annotation, cellular component: nucleus. The coding region runs from base 1120 to 2169 and encodes 349 amino acids. NCBI's taxonomy places the organism in Eukaryota, Metazoa, Arthropoda, Insecta, Hemiptera, Phylloxeridae. The transcript is spliced from 5 exons. Gene Ontology annotation, molecular function: RNA polymerase II cis-regulatory region sequence-specific DNA binding; DNA-binding transcription factor activity, RNA polymerase II-specific. Gene Ontology annotation, biological process: regulation of transcription by RNA polymerase II; cell differentiation. The record is from RefSeq and is a predicted model, not a curated record.